Rotaria sordida is the source of this 2268-nucleotide messenger RNA. Lineage: Eukaryota; Metazoa; Rotifera; Eurotatoria; Philodinida; Philodinidae. The record is from the annotation of a GenBank genome assembly.
AUGUACGUAGGUCUCUUGAUAUUAUUCUGCUCAUACGUUUCUAUUGAUGGUAAACACUUCAAUGGAGGAACUAUCAGAUGGGCUCCUGUAGAUCCAUAUGAUAAUGACAGUUCAGUUGAUAUUACUAUAACACAGUCUUAUUCAUGGACAUAUCCAUAUAUACAAUGUACCAACAACGUACCGAUCACAACGACUGGAUUUAGUGGUGCCAAUACAAAUCUAAGUUGUGUUGUGGACUGCUCAACCGAUGGUGGAUAUUCUAGUUCACCAAUUAAUAUUCUCACCAAUUGUGUAUCAGCUAGUUCAUCAUUGAAAAUGAUGACAAGCGAAGCAACGAAAACUAAAACACUUGCGGCUGAAGCACAUUUUUAUAUAGCUUAUCGAGGAAGUGCUUGGAUACCAUUAAACAAUCCUGCUCAAUCAGGUCUUGAAUGGUCUAUUGUAACAUAUAUUGAUCUUCGCAAACGACUGGAUGGUUUCAUAAAUACUCCGCCUGUGGUCAAGUUUGUUUCUCCUCAAUAUACCUUUGUAAAUAGAACAAUAAAAAUUAAUAUUCCUGUUUCGGAUGCUAAUGCUGGUGACGAUGUACGUUGUCGAUGGUCAAUAUUUACAAGUGGAUAUCGAAGACGAAAACGAUCGAACGAUGAAGAAAAUCGCGAAAAUCAAUAUCAAACUGAUCACAGAUACAAAACACAAAAUGAUAAUAAUGAAAUCAUCAAUGCAAGAAAAAAAAGGCAGACGUGUCAAUGUAGUUCAGGCAAGUUGUGUUCCUCUAUCGACUGUCAAAGCGCCUCAUGCAUGGGCAUAAAAUGUGCAAGUACAUGUUGUGAUAGCGUAGCGACAAAAAUAUCGACUACAGAUAGUACAACCGAUACAACAACAAUGACUACAACUAGUGAAACCAGUACAACAACAUCGACUACAGUUAGCACCUCCAUAAUGAGUACAACUACACUUGAAACUAUAGGUACACUAAAAUCGACUUCAACAUAUCCAAUUCGUCAAGCAAUUGACGAAUGUGCUGAUAUUUGUUAUCCAGAUAGUGUGCCUACUGGUACAACUCUGUCCAAUUGCACGAUCACAUUCACAGGUAAUAAAGCUGGUGUCUGGUAUGCUGUUGCCAUUCAGGUUGAAGAUUUUAUCGAUUCAACAAGUACAACACCAAUGAGUUCAGUACCAGUUCAAAUGCUGAUUUAUGUUCAACCACAACCUGCUUGUUCAGAUGCACCCAUAAUUUUUUCUCUAAGUGGUUGUCUAGAAACUGUGGCUAAACUAUCUGAUAUACUUAUUUCAAGUGCAAUUACUGGUAUGACUCGUAGUAAUCUGACAAAUUCAUCAACAAAUUCAUCAGUUUCCUACGUCAUAUUCACUUGGACACCGCAGACAAAUCAAGUUGGAUCAGAACAGCUGUGUGUAAUUGCAUUUACAACUGAAAAUUUAGAAUCUGAUCGAUAUUGUGUUACAUUUACUGUGAAAAAUUCAUCUGAUAUUUGUGUAACAACUACAACAUCCACAAGUACGACAACGACAACAUUCGUAAGUACCACAACCACAACAUCUACGAGUACGACAGCGACAACAUCCGUAAGUACCACAACCACAACAUCUACAAGUACAACAACAACAACAUCCACAAGUACCACAACCACAAUAUCUACAAGUACAACAACAACAACAUCAACUACUACAACUAUGAUUGCUGGUGCACGACGUCGUCGACGACGGAAAAAAAAUAACGAAGAUGUCGGUGAACAACCUUUUGAGCCAAGAUUUAUAAUUGAUAAAUCACAAGGAAAAGCUAUUCCUAGAAAAACGUUUAAACCAAAUAUGUCAGGCAAAGAUUGUCCGAUUGAUGAUACAGUGCACCCAUAUGAAGAAUUGAAAAAUACCUCCUCAUCAUACUUGCCUGUGGACUUAUUGAACUCGAAUUUUUCUGAAACACUAACCACUAUGAUAGAUACGGAAGACUAUAGAGUACCAUCAACAGUUUCUAUUAAUAGAAUUAAGCAUCCUGAUAUUGAACAAUUGAAUAACAGUUACAAACUCAAUAAAAUAAAAGACGAGCAUGGAAACUCAGAAAACGAUCUUGAGAAAUAUGAAAAUACUGGUCAACAAGUGCUGUCAAGUGCAUCAUCACAUAAAUCAUCGAAAUUCAAUCAAGUCAAAGUUAUCAAAAUACCACGAAAUCUAUCAGUUAUCAUUCCAACAGUUGACGUGUCAGUAACGACAACAGAAUCUCAUAUAUUUGUCAUCUCAACAGCUGCAUAG